Messenger RNA from Anastrepha ludens (Mexican fruit fly), 1250 nucleotides. RefSeq names its product fumarylacetoacetate hydrolase domain-containing protein 2. The record is from RefSeq and is a predicted model, not a curated record. Lineage: Eukaryota; Metazoa; Arthropoda; Insecta; Diptera; Tephritidae. Gene Ontology annotation, molecular function: hydro-lyase activity. Bases 104 to 1090 code for a protein of 328 amino acids. The transcript is spliced from 3 exons.
AAACAGUUCAGGAACCAAAUUUAUCUCAAAAUUUGCAAUUAAAUUCAUGGUUUAAAAAUUGCAAGGCCUGAUUCCUGAAUUACGUAGAAAAUCAUAUUUUCAGAUGGCUUUAAAAAUCGGAUUGCUUUUGCGUAGAAAUUGUGCAAAUUUGAAUUUUGGUGGCAGUUUUCCACUUCACUCCGUUCGUUUUAUAUGCUCGAGCCGAAGUUCUACUCCAAAAAUGCGUUUUGUACAGUUUUUGCGUAAAAAUGAUAAUCGUAGACGACUCGGUGUAGUGUCUGAAGAUGGUACCAAGCUAGUUGAAUUAUCGGGUGGAGCUUGCAUUUCGAAUGACAUGGUUUCAUUCAUUUCCCAGAACAUUUCAUUAGAAGAGAUUCAACGCAAAUUGAGUGGUCUUCAGAGUGAGGAAAUGACAGAUUCACACAUUAUUCUACCGCCAUUGUCGAAUCCUGAGAAGAUAAUAUGCAUAGGAUUGAAUUACAAAGAUCACUGCGAAGAGCAAAAUAAGCCCGCUCCAUCGGAGCCCAUGUUUUUCAGCAAGUUUAACACAGCAAUUACAGGACCUACUGGAGAUGUGAUCGCGCAUAAAAUUACUACUAAAAUUGAUUGGGAAGUAGAGCUAGGAGUCGUUAUUGGAAAAGAAGCCAAAAAAGUGCCGAAAGAAAAAGCUAUGGACUAUGUAUUUGGCUACACCAUAGCUCAGGAUAUAUCUGCUAGAGAUUGGCAAAAGUCGCGUAACGGAGGUCAAUUUUUGAUCGGCAAAUCAAUGGAUUCCUUUCUUCCUUUGGGGCCAGCAAUUGUGCAUAAAAGUCUUAUUAAGGAUGUUUAUGAUCUAAAGAUGCGCACUCUUAUCAACGGGGUCGAAAAACAGAACAACUUCACUGGUGAUAUGAUUUAUAAAAUUGACGACAUCAUACACAGAUUAUCACAAAGUAUCACCCUGAAGCCUGGCGAUCUUAUUUUAACAGGCACACCGAAAGGUGUCGGCAUGUAUCGAAAUCCACCAGAAUAUUUAAAAGUGGGUGAUGUCAUUGAGACCGAAAUACAAUGCUUGGGUAAAAUGGUUAAUAACGUCGUCGCAGAUUCUUAAAGAGCUUUAAAUAUGUAAAAAGGUAUACUUUUAUACAAAUUAAGUUUAAAAUGGUCUUGCAUUUAAAUGGUAACAUUGUGAUUGUUAAAUUUUUGUAGAACUUGAACAUUAUUGAAAUUGUAGUACUGUAAAAAAUAAAGAAAAUGUAUUUGCAAUGCAA